Messenger RNA from Rhizophagus irregularis DAOM 181602=DAOM 197198, 789 nucleotides. The record is from RefSeq and is a predicted model, not a curated record. NCBI's taxonomy places the organism in Eukaryota, Fungi, Glomeromycota, Glomeromycetes, Glomerales, Glomeraceae.
AUGACCUUAAAAAAGAACAAAGAAACUGCUAUUGAAUCCUACUUAAACGAAAAAUUAGAUGAUCCAGCCGAUACGGUUAGAAAUACAUUUCAAAACGUUGUAGGAAAUAAUAUUCGAGUUAUUGUUGACGUUCCCGUUACUGAGCAACCCAGUGCUAGGAAAAAACCACGAGAGAAUAAUAUCAUAACGACAGAUGGGCCAUUACAACCACUUUCGGGUUCAUUGAUGAUUUCUAGAAAUUUCUUUCAAGAAGUGGAAUCUAUUUUAUUGAAUGGACAAUCGUUUGUUAUUCAUGGUCCUUAUCAAAGCGGAAAGUCAACUUUUCUGUUCCAUCUCAGGACGUCAUUUAUUGGUAAAAGCCUAGAUUUUGCGCAUCUCACGAUGGCAGGUGUAAAAGGAUCCAUAUUAACCAACGUGCGAACAGGGUUUUACGAUUACAUGUCAUUUAUGCUCUUUAAGGAAACGCUUGAUGAAACAAAAACUUUUGCACAUAUCUACAAUCUAAAGGAUCCUUUAUACAUCCUUAUCGAUGAAUUCCAAUAUAUCUUCACAAACCCAGAGCUUUGUGAGGUGGCUAAAGAUUUCUUCCGAGAAAUUUCAAAUGCGAUGAAUAUACAUUAUGUUGCUGUGGGCACCUUUAAGCUUGUGGAUUUGAAGAAAAGUGACAGUGACAAACUUAUUUCGCCUUUCAACAAGGCCUUAUUCAAACAAAUGCCAAUGUUCAGCAUUCAAGAGAUGGGCGAGCUCUUCAAUCUAUAUCAAUCAAACUUAGAUAAAAAUGGUGUUUUA